Python bivittatus (Burmese python) is the source of this 2921-nucleotide messenger RNA. The record is from RefSeq and is a predicted model, not a curated record. NCBI's taxonomy places the organism in Eukaryota, Metazoa, Chordata, Lepidosauria, Squamata, Pythonidae.
ACGAGUGCCUAUUUAAAGAAAGGGGGACUCUGUGCCAUCCAGUACCCGCUUGGCCCUCUCACUCCAGGGACGAUGGGGAAAGGGACCGGGCGAGAGUCGGCACCCCCAGGGCCCACUGCCGAAAAUGGCGGCGGGAAGAAGAAGCAGAAGGAGAAAGAACUGGAUGAACUGAAGGCCGCAGUCGUCAUUGUCACCGGCUGCUUCUCCUACUAUCAGGAGGCCAAGAGCUCCAAAAUUAUGGACUCCUUCAAAAAUAUGGUGCCUCAGCAAGCCCUGGUGAUCCGGGAAGGAGAGAAGAUCCAGAUCAACGCGGAAAACGUGGUGGUGGGGGAUCUGGUGGAGGUGCGAGGCGGGGACCGGAUUCCUGCGGACCUGCGGGUGAUUUCCUCUCACGGGUGCAAGGUGGACAACUCCUCCCUGACAGGCGAGUCGGAGCCUCAGACCCGGUCCCCGGAGUUCACGCACGAGAACCCCCUGGAGACGCGCAACAUUUGCUUCUUCUCCACCAACUGCGUGGAAGGCACCGCACGGGGCAUCGUCAUCUCCACGGGGGACCGGACCGUGAUGGGGCGCAUCGCCUCCCUGGCUUCCGGGCUGGAGGUGGGCCGCACCCCCAUCGCCAUGGAGAUCGAGCACUUCAUCCGCAUCAUCACCGGGGUGGCCGUCUUCCUGGGCAUGUCCUUCUUCAUCCUCUCCCUCAUCCUUGGCUACACCUGGCUGGAGGCAGUCAUCUUCCUGAUUGGCAUCAUCGUGGCCAAUGUGCCCGAGGGGCUUUUGGCCACUGUCACGGUCUGCCUGACCCUCACCGCCAAGCGCAUGGCCCGGAAGAACUGCCUGGUGAAGAACCUGGAGGCCGUGGAGACGCUGGGGUCGACGUCCACCAUCUGCUCGGACAAGACCGGCACCCUCACCCAGAACCGCAUGACCGUGGCCCACAUGUGGUUUGACAACCAGAUCCACGAGGCGGACACCACCGAGGACCAGUCCGGAGCAACUUUUGACAAGCGCUCGCCCACCUGGACGGCUCUGGCCCGCAUCGCAGCGCUGUGCAACAGGGCCGUCUUCAAGGCGGGGCAGGACAAGAUCCCCAUCUCCAAGAGAGACACGGCCGGGGAUGCCUCGGAGUCCGCGCUCCUGAAGUGCAUCGAGCUCUCUUGCGGCUCUGUCCAGAAGAUGCGCGAAAAGAGCCCCAAAGUGACGGAGAUUCCCUUCAACUCCACCAACAAAUACCAGCUCCCCAUCCACGAGCCUGAAGACAAGCCGAACGGGCACAUCCUGGUGAUGAAGGGGGCCCCUGAGCGCAUCCUGGACCGCUGCUCCACCAUCCUCCUGCAAGGACAGGAGGUGCCCCUGGACGAGGAGAUGCGCGACGCCUUCCAGAACGCUUACCUGGAGCUGGGCGGGCUGGGCGAGAGAGUGCUGGGGUUCUGCCAGUUCUACCUGCCCGAAGACCAAUUUCCCCGUGGCUUUAAGUUUGACGCCGAUGAUGUCAACUUCCCGGUCACCAACCUCUGCUUUGUGGGGCUCAUGUCCAUGAUUGACCCCCCUCGAGCAGCCGUGCCGGACGCUGUGGGGAAAUGCCGAAGCGCUGGGAUCAAGGUGAUCAUGGUGACGGGUGACCACCCCAUCACAGCCAAGGCCAUUGCCAAGGGUGUGGGCAUCAUCUCCGAGGGCAACGAGACCGUGGAAGACAUCGCCGUCCGGCUGAACAUCCCCAUCAACCAGGUCAAUCCUCGGGAAGCCAAAGCCUGCGUGGUCCAUGGCUCCGACCUCAAAGACAUGAGCCCCGAGCACCUGGACGAGAUCCUGAAGAACCACACCGAGAUCGUCUUUGCCCGCACGUCCCCGCAACAGAAGCUCAUCAUCGUGGAGGGCUGCCAGAGGCAGGGGGCCAUCGUGGCUGUGACAGGGGAUGGGGUGAACGAUUCCCCUGCCCUCAAGAAAGCAGACAUCGGGAUCGCCAUGGGCAUCGCCGGCUCCGACGUCUCCAAGCAGGCUGCGGACAUGAUCCUGCUGGACGACAACUUUGCCUCCAUAGUGACAGGGGUAGAGGAAGGUCGCCUGAUCUUUGACAACCUGAAGAAAUCUAUCGCCUACACGCUCACCAGCAAUAUUCCAGAGAUCACCCCAUUCCUCUUGUUCAUCAUCGCCAACAUCCCUCUGCCCUUGGGCACCGUCACCAUCCUGUGCAUCGACCUGGGCACAGACAUGGUGCCCGCCAUCUCCCUCGCCUACGAGGCAGCCGAAAGCGACAUCAUGAAAAGGCAGCCGAGGAACCCGAAGACCGACAAGCUGGUGAACGAGCGCCUGAUCAGCAUGGCCUACGGGCAGAUCGGCAUGAUCCAGGCCCUCGGGGGCUUCUUCACCUAUUUUGUCAUCUUGGCCGAGAACGGCUUCCUUCCCACCACCUUGCUGGGCAUCCGCCUGGACUGGGACGACCGUUCCAAAAAUGACCUCGAGGACAGCUACGGCCAAGAGUGGACGUACGAGCAGCGGAAGGUGGUGGAGUUCACCUGCCACACCGCCUUCUUCGCCAGCAUCGUGGUCGUGCAGUGGGCCGACCUGAUCAUCUGCAAGACCCGCAGGAACUCCGUCUUCCAGCAGGGCAUGAAGAACAAAAUCCUGAUUUUUGGCCUCCUUGAGGAAACGGCGCUGGCUGCCUUCCUGUCGUAUUGCCCUGGGAUGGGGGUGGCCCUGCGGAUGUACCCCCUCAAGGUGACCUGGUGGUUCUGCGCCUUCCCCUACAGCCUGCUGAUCUUCGUCUACGAUGAAGUUCGGAAGCUGCUUCUGCGGCGCUACCCCGGGGGUUGGGUAGAGAAGGAGACCUAUUACUGAGCCCCCGGGCGAAGCCGAACAGCCUCUCGGAUCCGCCCCCUGCAGCCUGUAGCCCAAAUAGGUAGCGGAAAGAUGCAAUAAACGUA